This is a messenger RNA of Penicillium subrubescens, 972 nucleotides long. RefSeq names its product glycoside hydrolase superfamily. Gene Ontology annotation, molecular function: alpha-amylase activity. The coding region runs from base 1 to 972 and encodes 323 amino acids. Gene Ontology annotation, biological process: oligosaccharide catabolic process. The record is from RefSeq and is a predicted model, not a curated record. The transcript is spliced from 2 exons. Lineage: Eukaryota; Fungi; Ascomycota; Eurotiomycetes; Eurotiales; Aspergillaceae.
AUGGGCUAUGAUGUUGCAGACUAUCGCUCGAUUCACGCGCCCUACGGCACCGUCGAGGAUGUCCAAGAAUUAAUCGACGAACUCCACUCACACGACAUGCGGAUUCUCAUGGACCUGGUCGUCAAUCACACCAGUGACCAACAUGUUUGGUUCAAAGAGUCCCGCAGUUCCAAGUCAAACCUCAAGCGCGCAUGGUACAUCUGGCGUGAUCCCAAGUAUGAUGCCCAGGGUAAUCGCAAGGAGCCCAACAACUGGAAAUCUAUCUUCGGCGCCGAUCUCAACUGGGAGAAUGCAGAGAUGCGUAAAGCUACUCACGAUGAAAUGUGUUUCUGGCUCGAUAGAGGUGUAGAUGGUUUCCGCAUCGACAGCAUGAAUUUGAUGUCCAAGCACCCGAAUUUGCCAGAUGCGAAGGUCAUAAAUGACGAACCUUACCAAUCCGGCGCGGAAUUCUUUGCCUCUGGUCCCAAGAUGCACGAUUACAUCCGUGAGAUCAGGACUGGGGUCUUUGACAAGUAUGACGUGAUGACGGUUGGCGAGCUUGGCUUCACGAAGGACGAGAAUUCUGUCAGCGAAUACGUCGCCAAUGACCGACAUGAACUGAACAUGGUCUUCACUGGUGAUGUUGUGGACAUGGAUUUUGGACCGAACGCCAAGUAUGAGCGAGAUGACUUCCAUCCUCGGAAGAUCCGCAAGAUCACCAAUCUUUGGCAAACGUUGAUGCCCAAGUUCGACGGGUGGAACACCGUCUACCUCGACAAUCAUGACAGUGGCCGCUCGCUAUCUUGCUACGCAUUCGAUGCUCCCGAACACCGCUCAAAUGCGGCGAAAAUGCUUGCUACAUACUUGACGACUUUGAGUGGCACUCCGUUCAUGCUUGCAGGUCAAGAGAUCGGCAUGGCGAACCUCGGCAAAGACUACGGAGCGGAUGCAUACAUCGACCUAGAGGGCAAAACUACUACAAUGAGGUCUUGA